Molecule: messenger RNA, 1032 nt
Organism: Egretta garzetta (little egret)
Lineage: Eukaryota; Metazoa; Chordata; Aves; Pelecaniformes; Ardeidae
Product: probable acyl-CoA dehydrogenase 6
Exons: 8
Coding region: 1-1032 (343 amino acids)
Biological process (GO): fatty acid beta-oxidation using acyl-CoA dehydrogenase
Molecular function (GO): acyl-CoA dehydrogenase activity; flavin adenine dinucleotide binding
Source: RefSeq, a predicted model, not a curated record
AUGUGCGGUCAUUGUGAACAGAUCAUUGACCUUCUUUGGCAAGGUCCCUCUGAGGACAAUCCAGGUUUCCCUUCCUGUCACUUUCUAGAAACUGUACCCCCAAUUAUUAUCGACAAGGAAAUUAAUCCCUUUGUGGACAAGUGGGAAGAAGAAGGACAGUUCCCAGCUCAUAAAGUAUUUAAAACCCUGGGGCAGGCUGGAUUCCUUGGUGUGGAUAAGCCAACAGAAUAUGGCGGCAUGGGCUUGGACUUCUCCUAUAACAUUGCAGUGGCAGAAGAGCUGGGAAAUAUCCGCUGUGGAGGUAUUCCUAUGGCUAUUGGAGUGCAAGCUGGCAUGGCUACUCCUGCUCUUUCAAGGUUUGGUUCUGAUGAGUUGAAAAAACAGUUCCUCGUACCAACUAUAGCUGGGGAUUUUGUGGUUUGCUUGGGAAUCAGUGAAGCUGGAGCUGGGUCAGAUGUUGCAAAUAUCAAGACGACAGCUGUCAGAAAAGGCGAUGAAUAUGUCAUAAAUGGUGGGAAGAUGUGGACUACGUCUGGGUGCCAAGCGGACUGGAUGUGCUUGCUGGCAAACACCAGUGAAGGACCUCCCCAUCGAAACAAAUCUCUCAUAUGCCUGCCAAUGAAUCUACCUGGCAUUCACAUUGCUAAAAAGAUAGACAAACUGGGCAUGAGGUCAUCAGACACAGCUCAGAUCUUUUUUGAAGAUGUAAGGGUCCCCAGCAAAAACCUCAUCGGCGAGGAAGGAAAGGGUUUUACAUAUCAGAUGUUGCAAUUCCAAGAAGAGCGGCUGGGGGGGGGAGCCACUGUCCUGACACCGCUGGAAAUUAUCAUACAAGAAACUAUUGACUACACUCGCCAGCGGAAAGUGUUUGACCAGUCUGUCCUGCACAACCAGGCCGUGCAUUACCGCCUGGCUGAGCUGCAAGUAAUCAUCAAAAUGAGCUCUCUCAUCUUUGCCAAGUUCACGCUUACUUGUACUACACUCUGUUACGGAUGUUUGGUGGUGGGAGUGGGGGUUGAUUUUUAUUUGUAG